Messenger RNA from Spirodela intermedia, 3087 nucleotides. NCBI's taxonomy places the organism in Eukaryota, Viridiplantae, Streptophyta, Magnoliopsida, Alismatales, Araceae. The record is from the annotation of a GenBank genome assembly.
AUGGCAGAACGUGAAAGAAGAGCGGGUGAUAGAGUAAGGCUGUCAUUGAUCUCUCUUUCUUUCGCGCCUUUUCUCGCUCCCUUUGUCUGUCUGCUCUCUCUCACUCUAUCUUGCUCUCGCUUUCUUUCUGUGGAUGCGUCCUCGCUCUACGAAGCACGGCGGAGUUCGGACAGCCUGCCGCCUUCUCCUCUCCUCUCAGUCGAGUUCUUCUGGAACCCUUUCUCGUGCGCGAAUCCGGAGGAAGAGUGGGAGGCCGCAUCCGGCGGAGGAGUCCACCGCCGAAGACGCCGAGGUCACGGUCGGCGCCGCCUCACGGAGAGGUCGUACGUUCCCAGGCUUCUGCUUCCCUGAAAGGCCGCUCCGGGUAUGUUCUAGUGCCGUCUUUCGACGAAUUCUCGCCUUUCGUUGAUUCGGGGGUUAUGUUCUAGUGCCGUCUUUCGAUGGGUUCGUGAUUUUCUGUGUCGGGGGCAUCUUCUUGUGGACUCUUUGGAUGGGAUCUUUAUUUUCUUUGAUUUGGACUUUCGGUUGCCUGCGGUGGUGCGGGUGGUGCGAGAUUGCUGAAGAAAGCUCUGGCUUUCCUCCUUCCUCUUAUUUAUUUACCUUCUUCCGAUUUGUUUUGCCGCUUCGUUGCUGAUUCGAUUUGAUGUUUGGUCUGGGUAGGGGGAUCUAUCUUCUUCUUUAGACUUCCAUCCGAUUGCUCUUUGGGGACGGAUGAGUGUUACCGUCUGGAGGAGAAAAGAUUAUUUCAGCAAGGUUUAUCGAUUGACGGUGACGGGUGAGCGUGUUGAAUCAAGGGGCACAUUCGAUUUUCAGAUCGCUGAGCGAUCGACCAGUUUCUGGAGAAGAACCCGGUGAUUUCCGGCAGGAAACAACACCCUCCGUACCUGCACCUCUCCCGAGCGUUAUUCCCCACCCAGAAAAGCCAUCAGAACUUGGUGGCGGGCUGUCCUGUUGAGAAAGCAGCUGGAAUCGAGGGAGGAAGUGUGGACGAGGUUGUCGGGCUACAGGAGGAAGCGAGGAUGUCUCCCAUCCCGGAUCGGGUACAUGCUUCGACGUCCCUCAUUCCUUUCCUUGACGGCGACUGUAGAGAGCUUUCUCUCCCCAUCCCAAAGCACAUCACAUCUUGACAAUAGGAAUGUCCUAUCCAAAAUCGACAGGUGCAGGUCGGAAAUUCUCCAUUAUACAAGGUAGAGAGAAUGUUGGGUGCAGGAGGUUUUGGGCUGGUCUACAUUGGACGAAGGGUGGCUGGUGGAUCUCAGGGCAAUGGGCCCAAUGCCUUUAAGGUUUAGUUUCAACCUCCCAUCACUCCUGCCAAGGGAAUCUUUAAAUACUGCUGUUUUAUGUUGUCUCUUUCAUUUUCCUGCGGUGGGUGUAGGUAGCACUGAAGUUUGAGCAUAGAAAUAGCACGGGUUGCAGAUUUGGCCCCCCAUAUGAAUGGCAAGUUUAUGAGUAAGAAGACACCCCCUACUGCUCUAAUUUAUUACGUAUUGUGUCGAUCUAAAACUACGUUCUUCAUCUGACUUUGUGAAUAUGGUUUUAGCCAUCUCAAGGGAUGCUAUGGAUUGCCUAGGGUGCACUACAAGGGCCGCCAAGGAGAUUAUUUCGUCAUGGUUGGCGUAGAGUCUUUCAUUUUAUUGUUUCCUCGAAUUAUGUUUUUUAUUGAAAGCUAAUUAUGAUAUUGUUGAUGAUGAUUGCUGCAGAUCAUGGACAUCCUUGGACCAAGUCUCCUGGAUGUGUUCAUAUCCAUUGGGCAAGUGUAAGAAAAUAAUCUUGACUUCAUAUUCAAAGUCAAUAUUCUGUUGAGAAUUGUGCUAUUGAGUUUGACUAACUCCUUGGACAGAAUGCCACCAAAUAUGGUGGCUUGUAUUGCUGUGGAGGCAAUAUCCAUCCUUGAGAAGCUACACCAAAAAGGGUACGUAUGGCUUUGUGGCAGUGUGAUAUUUUUUCAAUUAAAUUUUUGCAAAGGUCACAGUAAUCAAUUCAUUGCUCCCUUGUGCACUCCCCUCCCUCCCUCCACCCACACAAAAAAAAAAACAUGCCAGGUUUGUGCAUGGAGACGUCAAGCCAGAGAAUUUAUUGUUGGGUAAACCCGGAAGCUCAGGGGAGAAGAAGCUUUUUCUCAUCGACUUUGGGCUGGGUAUGUUGCUGCAUUCCAAUCACUUCUUGUUUUCACCUUUCGCACCUAUUGAUUUUAGAGUAGGGUUUGUUUUUCCAAGUAUAUAAACAAAUUCGUCUUGACUGAGAAGUCCCUGUCUGUAUCAACAUCAGUGAUAUUUUUGUGCUUUGUUCAGAGCCUGUACAAAUGCUAAUUGGUGUCAUUAAUAUUUUAAUCAGCUUCAAUGUGGAGGGACAGUUUGUCAGGCCAGCAUGUCAGCUUAUGCCAACAGCCAGAUAAUUUCAGGUUUUUUGGGAAACGAUAUUCUAUUUUUUCCCUAAAUUCUUAGCUAAGAGGAGGAUUCAUAAAAUCUUACCCCUACCUUACUAUCUAUCUCAUGUUCCCUAGGGGCACAACACGAUAUGCAAGCGUCCAUGCACAUUUAGGCCUCACAGCGAGUAGAAGAGAUGAUCUUGAGUCAUUGGCCUACACUCUGAUUUUUUUGAUUAAAGGAAGGCUGCCGUGGGAAGGCUAUCAGGUUUGCUUUCACCUCUACUUGUACAUGUUCUCCCAUCUCUUUGAUUGAUCACUUGCUGAUUCUUAUGCCAACUAUGUAGGGGAAUGACAAGAGGUUUCUAGUCUUCAUGAACAAGACUGUAACCUCCCCUGAGACGCUGUGUGGUGGCUGUCCCCCUCCUUUUGCACAAUUCCUUGAAGCAGUGAAGAAGAUACAAUUUGUUGAGCAGCCCACCUACUCGAAGCUCAUUUCUCUUUUUGGAAGCUUGAUAUGCCCCCCCUGCACCCUGUUAAAGACCAUUCGGAUUGAUGCAAUUUUGAAGGUGGUUGCAAACAUGACAUCACUGAAAUUACCUCACAUAUUUUUAUUUUAUGUCAGAUGGUUUUAUCUCUUUUUCAUGGCUCUAUCAUCUGUUGUUAAAUAGGCUGACCAUGUUUCUAACAGGUUCACCAAAAACGUGGAAGAUUGCAGGUAA